GAUCCGCCAUGAGACCACUGUUGACUAUCAUCCUGCAAAUCCUGCUGAAAGCUGGCCUUUUCUUAGGAGUUGGAUCAUCAGAUUGUUCCUCUCCGCUCGGAAUGGAGUCAGGGGCCAUCCGAGACAGUCAGAUAUCUGCAUCGUCUUCAUUUAACGCAUACCGAAAUCCACGUCUGAAUGGGAACAGUGAAUGGCGAGCUGACGUCAUCAAUCAGAACCAAUGGUUACAGGUUGAUCUGCAGAACAGAGCCAUGGUAUCCGGAAUCCAGACACAGGGGCGCCGAACAGAUACGGCACGGUUCGUGACAUCAUUUACGGUGUCAUAUUCUGAUGAUGGAACAAACUGGACAGUAUUCACCGAAGGCGCACAUGAAGCAAAGGUUUUCAUAGGAAAUAAUGACUCAUUCAACAUCCAAGACAACACGUUGGACCCACCUAUCAUCGCGAGGUACAUCAGGGUCAACCCACGGACAUGGAACAGGUGUGGUUAUCAACGGUGCAUCACGAUGCGGAUAGAGCUGCUUGGCUGUGAUCUCAAUGGAGCCACAACAGAACCGACUGAUCUAUCCACUACCGUAUCGUCUCACAUCAAAGGAUACAACAUGCGGACACUCCCAGAAAACAUGAGUAUAGGACUCUACAUCAUCGUGACAGAAAGAACAGGAGUUAGAGUCUAUUAA
Branchiostoma floridae (Florida lancelet) is the source of this 680-nucleotide messenger RNA. Its product is annotated as EGF-like repeat and discoidin I-like domain-containing protein 3. The record is from RefSeq and is a predicted model, not a curated record. The transcript is spliced from 5 exons. The coding region runs from base 9 to 680 and encodes 223 amino acids. NCBI's taxonomy places the organism in Eukaryota, Metazoa, Chordata, Leptocardii, Amphioxiformes, Branchiostomatidae.